UCCCCACAGACACUGAGGCAAACAGAGGAGCCUUCCUCUCGCCAUGCUCGUCUUUGCUGUCCAUGCGCUGACCUUCGCCGUGGGAUUUCCUGCCAACGUCUUCACCUUCCUCACCCUCCUCAUCAAAAUCCGAUGUCACCGUCCUCAUCCCCACCUCACCGCUGCCGACCUCCUCCUCCUCCACCUCACCACCACCGACCUUCUCCUCCUCCUCUUCCUCCCCUUCAAGAUGGCUGAGGCAGCUGCCAAGAUGCUGUGGCCCUUCCCCACAGUGCUCUGCCCCAUAGCAAACUUCUGCUUCUACUCCAGCAUCUACCUCAGCACUCUCUUUAUGGCUGCCCUCAGUGUGGAGCGCUACUUUGGGGUCGUGUUCCCGCACCGCUACAACCGGCGCCGGAGGUUAUGGAGGACGAUGGCCACCAGCGCUGUCCUUUCAGUGAUGGCAUUGUCUCAUUGUUCCAUCAUCUUUGUGGCAGAAUAUCACAGAGAUUUUGGUGUCAAUGGGUCUGAGGCUGAUGGGGAAGGUGGUUAUGGAGUGAAUGGGACCAAGACCAGGGAAUCCGGGAUGGAGAACCCCUAUGACGUUGGCCUCACUGGGCUGAAGAUGGGCAGCUCCCAUUCCUUUGAAGCCAAUGUUAUCAACCUUGGAAAAUUUGAGUUGAUCCAACCUGACUGCGUUGACACCAAUGUCCCCAACACCUCCACUGCUAACAUCACCAUCUCCAGUGUCUCAAAGAACUCCAGUGCCGACAUCUGCAGGAUCUCCAGCCCCAACGCCAACCUCAACAACUCCAGCUUCAAAUCCUCUGCCUGCACAACCCCAAACACACCCCACAUCCCCACCACCACCCCGUGGACUUCCCAGAAUGCCUCUGAAACUCAGCGCCACCGGGGCUACCACUGCUACGAUGACUUCUCCCAAACCCAGUUGCAAUUCGUCCUCCUGCUGCGCCUUGAGCUCUUCCUCAUCCUCUUCCUCAUCCCCUUUGCCAUCACCAUGUUCUGCUACAUUGGCCUCAUCUGUGCCCUCCUCACUCGACCCCACAUCCCGCUGCAGAAGAAGUACCGCACUGUGGGGCUGGCUGUGGUCACCAUGGUCAACUUUGGGAUCUGCUUUGGACCCUACAACAUCUCGCAUGUGGUGGGCUUUGUGCAGCAGCGCAGCCCUGAGUGGAGGCCCUACGCUCUGCUCCUCACCACCCUCAGCGCUGCGCUUGACCCCUUCAUCUUCUAUUUCUCCUCCAGUGCAGUGCGGAGGGCGGUCAGUGGGAUGGUGGGAGCAAUUCGGGGCACAAUGUGUGGGUUUUGGGGUUGGUGUUGGCAGAGACAAUGAGCCCCAACCUGGAGGAGGUUAUGGGGUAAAUGAGGUUCUUGUGAUUGGAGUGGGCUUAAUGGGGUAGGAGGUCAGAAAUAGGGAUAGGUCCAGAUUCCUUGUGGUCAGCGUUGUCCCGCAGACGUGUCCAAUGUUUGUGGGUCAACCAAUUCUUGGACAGUGUAUCAUUGUCCCAUGGGGUUGGGGUCAGCAUGGAAACAUGGUAGAGAUCAGUGGUGUCAAUGAGAUCCCACCGAUGUGACCAGUGUGGUCAAUGCAGAAUCGUGAGUGUGACUUAAUGUUGUCCCCAAUGUCCAGUGGGGUUGGGAUCAAUGUGGACCAAAGGAUCGGACCCAGCGUUGCUUCAUCCCCACUGUCCCCAGUUCCUUCCGUGUCCCCCAUGUCUGCAGUGCCCACAAUAUCCAGGAAUGUCCCCAGUUCCUCCAAUGUCCCCAGUGUCCCCAGUGCCCUCAGUGCCCUCAGUGCCCCCAGUAAUCCCAGUGUCCUGACAGCUGGCAAUAACUUCAGGGCCAUCAGCACUUCAUGGAGAUCCCUCAGCACACGGCCCCUCUCUCCAGGGAAGGAGGACAUCUGCGGCCUCAAAGCAGAGUCCCAGCAGCCCACCUCCAUCAGGACGUGCCCUGCACUCUGUAGGGCUGAUCCAAGGUGCUAUAACAAGGCAGAAGUGCUAAUUAAAACCUAUUCA
Gallus gallus (chicken) is the source of this 2018-nucleotide messenger RNA. Its product is annotated as free fatty acid receptor 3-like. Gene Ontology annotation, biological process: cellular response to fatty acid; G protein-coupled receptor signaling pathway. Gene Ontology annotation, cellular component: plasma membrane. NCBI's taxonomy places the organism in Eukaryota, Metazoa, Chordata, Aves, Galliformes, Phasianidae. The record is from RefSeq and is a predicted model, not a curated record. Bases 44 to 1333 code for a protein of 429 amino acids. Gene Ontology annotation, molecular function: G protein-coupled receptor activity. The transcript is spliced from 2 exons.